This is a messenger RNA of Cotesia congregata, 10188 nucleotides long. NCBI's taxonomy places the organism in Eukaryota, Metazoa, Arthropoda, Insecta, Hymenoptera, Braconidae. The record is from the annotation of a GenBank genome assembly.
AUGGGACACCCACCCCGGCUUAUGUCCACGGGUAUAAUCGCCGCAUUUUUAACAUGUUCCUUCACUACUGCCUUCGCAGAUCAAUGCAUGGUUGGAUGUCAUGGAAUGCAAACGAGUAAAGCUUACGCAGAGGGACACACAUACAGAUAUGAAUACGAAGGAACGUCGGUAACGUCAGUUAGUGAAGUUGAAGGCGACACGAAUGUAAAACUCAACGCAUUAGUUGAAUUAAUCGUCAAGCCAGACUGUAUUCAUCAAUUGAGACUGAAAAAUGUCCGCGUUAACGGUGCUCCGGCACCGCAAAAAGACGUGGAGAACCACGCUUUCCAGUUCAAUUACCACGAUGGACAUAUUGACACGAGUGUUUGCACGGAACCUGAAGACUCUCAAGCUUCGCUUAACAUCAAGCGUGCGAUUGCUUCGCUGUUUCAAUCCGCCGUUAUGCAGGACUCUGGUGUUACGACACAUAGGGAAACCGAUAUAUUCGGGACAUGCCAGACCGACUUUGAGUUCCGCCGUGAGGGCGAAUCCACAAUUGUCCGCAAGUACAAGAACUUCAGCAAGUGUUCGCACCGCGAGCAUAUUCGUCACGCAUUAAUUAACGCGGUCUACGACGAAUCAUCAGACAUAAAAGCAUCUCCAGUUCUUGAUUCCACCCAGCAUGUUGAGCAGAUCUUCAAGAAAGGAGUUCUCCAGUCGGCCAAAUCAGAGGAAACUUAUAAGUACCGUCCAUUUUCUAACGGAGAUGCUGGAGCAAAGACUCAUGUCGUUUCAACCCUAACCUUUAAGUCUGACAACGCCAAUCCAGGCUCACCUGGCCCAGUAUCUCGUCCCAAGUCGAUAAUAUUCGAAAAUCCUCAUCCAGUUUCUGAGUCAUCGUCACCUGAUGCGAUAAUGGCGGCGUUAAAAGCCGUAAAACAACAAGAAACUCCUGAAGGAGUCAAAAGUGGCGUUGCUGAGAAAUUCGGCGCACUGAUAAAAGUCCUGCGCAGAAGCUCAAAGGGCCACAUAUUGUCGGCUUACAAUAAAGUAAAGGCUGGAGUUGAUGGUUUUGACAAGAACACGGAUAAAAAAACUCUUCUAGAAGCUCUUUACCGCGCUGGAACUGGAGAUUCUGCGGAAGUUGUUAUUGAGUUGAUUAACAACAAAGAAAUAACUGGAAUUCCUUUGAUAGCUUACUACGCGAGUCUUGCACUGGUAAAUCACGUAAGUUUGCCAACUGUUGCUGCAGUAACGUCACUUUUAGAUCGCCCGAAACUCCCUCGUAUUGCAUAUUUGGGAGUUGGUCGCGUAAUUGGUAAAUACUGUCAGCAACAUGAUUGCGAAAACGCAGCUGAGGUGAAAGAAGCACUUGGGAAAAUUUCAAGCAAAUUGAGUAACUCAAAGCCCGGGAAUCGUGACCAGGAAAACGUUUUGAUUGCUGCAUUGAAGGCACUUCGUAAUGCUAACUAUCUAGAUGAACCGACCAUUGAAAAAGUAAUGUCCAUCGCUAAAGAUAAAGCAGUACAUCCACGAGUUCGUGUUGCUGCGAUUGAAGCGCUUACUGCUAAGUGUUCAAAGCAAUGGAUGAUGCCUUUGACUAAACUAUUCGGGGACAAAGAAGAGGACAGUGAAAUAAGAAUAAAAGCAUAUUUAACUUUAGUUGAAUGCCCGUGCCCGCAUGUCGCUAAUGAAUUGAAGGAAAUAAUUGACUCUGAAACAGUUAAUCAAGUUGGCUCUUUUGUGACAAGUCACCUGCGUAACUUACGUGCCAGCACUGAUCCAAACAAGCAGGACGCCAAGAGGCACUUCGGAGAGUUGAGACCGCGCUCUAAAUUCCCUGAGGACUUUCGUAAGUUUUCAUUCAAUCGUGAGUUCUCAUACAAUAUCGAUACACUUGGUAUUGGUUCUGUUGCUGAGCACAAUGUUAUUUACAGUCAAAAGAGUUUUGUACCUCGUUCAAGUAGUUUGAAUUUGAUCACUGAAUUAUUCGGACGGUCAUUUAACUUUUUGGAGAUUGAUGCACGUACUGAAAACUUGGACCGGCUAAUUGAGCACUACUUUGGACCCAAAGGUGUUCUCAAACACAAAGAAGUCGCUGGAUUAUUGGUUGACGGCAAGAAGCAGUUUGAUGAAACUUACGGCAAAUUAAAAGAUAAGGUUAACAAGGUUGCUCGCAAUCCUCGUAGUGUCAGUCAAGCUGAUUUAGACGAAUUUGCACGCAAAGCAAAACCUCAAGAGACUGAAGUUGAUGAAGAUUUGGAUCUUGAUCUCUCCAUCCGCAUGUUUGGCGUCGAGUUGGCUUACAUCGACAUGCAGGACAAAAGCAACCAUAAGGACUCCCAGCCAAUGUUGACCAGCUUGCUUGACUUUUUCGACCACCUAGUCAACGCAAUGAAAAACUCAAAUUACCACAACACGCACCAUAUCAAUUUCAUGGACAUGGACUUGGUUUAUCCGACAGGUUUGGGAUUCCCGCUGGUCGUUGGUGUUGAAGGAAACGUUGUCAGUCAGAUCAAGGCUAAUGGAAACAUCGACACGAAAGCUAUCCUGAGCGACCCAAAGAACGCGGUCAUAAAAAUUGGAAUGGAGCCUAGUGCAAACAUUGCAUUGGAAGCGAGUUUGAUGAUGGAAGUUUUUGGCUCUGAAUCAGGUCUGAAGAUUAUAAGCCGUAUGCACACUUCAACCGGCUCAGACUUCUCACUCAAAGUAUUGAACGGCAACGGCGUUGAGGUUAGCUUCGGUGUACCCAAGAAGAAGCAAGAGAUCAUCAACCUGUCCAGUCAAGUGUUCUUCGUUGACGGAAAAGGAAAUUUGAAGGCACCCAAAUUCUCAUCUGGAAAACAACACAGCGAUUGCUUCGACCAGUUGUCCCAAAUUUUAGGCGUUACUGUUUGUGGACACUUUUCGUAUCCUUAUGAUAGCAUUGAUGCAGUUCACAAGAAGCCUUUGUUCCCAUUGGGUGGUCCAGCCAAGUUUUUAAUCAGCAUUGAAAACAAUGAUGUCACCAGCUACAUGUUCAAGGCUUACUACGACAAGAGCAAGCCUAGCGAACGGUCAUUUGAGGUGACUUUUGAUACUCCUAAAAGCCGUACCAACAGGCGAGUUUCUUUGCGCAUCGACGGAGCUGACAAGCCCGAAGAGAAGUACAUCAAGGCUACCCUGGAGUCGCCGAUCAAGAAUAUCAAGGGAGAAAUAAAGUUGGAGAAUACUGACAAGAAGAAGGCGCUCUCCAUUAUGGUCAACCACGAUUCUGACGAGUAUCAUGCAACCGUAGGUCUUCAGGCUGAUGGUAGCAAGUACAAACCUAUUUUAGAGUACAAGGUACCAGAACACAUUGAGAAACUAGCUGGUGCGAAGGGAUCUUCUGGCAACAAGGCUGCUUAUCGAGUAGAAGGUGACAUUGGAGUGGAAGAUCAAGGAGAUGGUAAGAAAUACUCUUUCAAUCAAGUUGCUUUGAUCGCUUCCGACAAAAAACUGGUUGGCAUCGAUGGUUUCGUUGCCGUGAAGCCCAAUGCUCUUACUAUAGACACCAAAGCUUCGCACAAUGAUGAAAAUUUGAGCAUCAAAUUCGAUGGAAAACGAUCGCCCGAAGGUUUCGAUACGAAUUUCGCAGUUGUACCUUCCAAAAAUCCAAACAUUGGGUUCAAAGUAAUCUGGCACUAUGGCAAGACUAACAAUAUGAUCGAUCAUAACUUCGUAGUGACUUAUGGCGCAGACUUGGACUCAAAGACCAAUAGAUUUGCGAUUACCGAUCGCCUGGAGUACAAAAAGAACGACAAGCCAAGCCAUCCUUACGAUUACUUUACUUCUAUGAAAGGCAAGUCUGAGAUAACGUGGCCUGCGCAAGACGUUUCUGCUAAAUUUGAAAAUGAGAUUUCUCCUAAUAGUUUUGAAUCUGAGUUUGAUGUCAAGUAUGGCAAGUUCAAAAUUGGUGCUGAUGUUGAGGUAAAAUCUGAAAAAGACAUGCCUCAAAAUUGGGAAGCUGGAUUCGAAGCUUAUAUUAUGGACAACAAAGUCGCCCUUGAAGGUAAGCACAAGAAGCUAUCAGACUUCAAACACACAUUCGCAGGCAAACUAGAGCUCCCAGGAGGAAAAUACGAAGUUGAUGUGCAAUCUGAGUGCCAGAUGGAUCCGCAGAGCAAAAACAUCCAGUUUGUCGGAGACUUGAAGAUGAAUGGUAAGAGUUUCAAAGUCGAUUAUGGAUUAGCUGCUACUCCUUCGCAGAUAAACAACCACGCUGUCGUCUCGUUGGAUACUGCCAAGUACCUGGAUUACUUGUUGAACGUUCAGAUUGGGGCUAAAGCUUCAGGAAAGCUCAAUUUGAAUGUCAAGAACAUCAUCUUGGUCAAUGGUCAAUACAACUAUCAAAACGGCAAAGGAAACGGUAACUUUAAUAUCAAUCUGAUGACAAUCAACCGCAAGAUCAAGGGAACUGGAGAUGUAAGUGUUACAGGACCUCGCCACGUUGGCAACUUAGAGAUCAGCUUUGACGAUAAGGACCCCAACAAAUCAAUAAAAUUCUCAACUGACACAGAAUACGACAAGACAUCUGUAAAUUCGAAGAACACUAUUGACUUGUUUACUCAUAAGUAUGAAGUAAACGGCAAAGGACACUUUAAGCGAACUCCGCAAAAUGGCUACGACUUCAAGGGAGAUGGUCAGCUGACUCUACCUAAUGGAAGGUAUGUCGUUAUUGAAGGUAGCCAAGUUGCUGAUCGCACCACCGAGAAAUCUAAUAUCAAGGGUAACUACAACUUGAUGGAUUAUGAGAAGAAAGGAGGUGAACCCCGUAAGUUAGGUUAUGAAUUCAAUAUUGCACUUGUUGAACCCUUGAGACAUGAAUUUGAUUGCCAGCAUACCAUGCAAUUCAUGAACCGAGAUGGAAAGGACAUCAAUAUGUUUGUCAGUACCAAGUACGCGGAAUCUAAGGACAACAAACACCACAGCGAUAUCAAGGUCAAUCUUAAGGGCGCUUACAUGGUGAAGCCUUUCGACUUUGACUUGAGUACCAAGUACUCUGACGGGAAAAACAACGUGCCUGGAAUUAAUGGAUCAUGGAAACUGGACUCUUCAUUGGGCAGCGACUUGUCCUUCAAGGGCACUGGAGACUACCAUCACAGCGAAGGACCAACGGAUCCAAAUGUCGUGAAGAUUGACCUGGCUUUUGUCUUCCCUAGUGAGAAGUUGCGUAACUUGAAGUACAGCAAGAUGCACAGUAUUUUGCUGCCUAGUGAGUCGGAAGGCAACGACAAACUGGACUACAAGAGUAGGUAUGCACUGACUUACAAUGAUGACAAGAGUAUCAAGGCUGAAGUUGCUGUUAGUCAGACUGGAGUCAAGCCUGGAAGUGUCAAAGAAGGCAAAGGACAUGUUUCACUGACUGUUCUGACUUAUCCACCGCUGAUAAUCGAAACUUCUUUCAAACACGACCCGACUGGAGAAAUCAAGAAGGGCUCAGGUACUGUAGCUGUCAAUUAUGGAGAUUCCAAGACCUCAGGAGAGUUGGCUACUGCGUACAAACCAGAUAUGAGUAGUGUUAAGAUUACUGCUAAGGCUCUAGUGCCGAUGGAAAAGGUCCAUGCCAUUGAAUUUGGCCUUGAGCAUAAACGCGAGAAAGAUGGCCCAUGGAACAACGACAUUUACGUUAAGACGGAUGAUAAUAAAUACGAAAUGAAGAGCGAGUUUGAAAUGAACCCUGCUUUGCAUCAUGCCCAUGUUAUCUUCACUUGUCCGAACAGUAAAAUUGAAUUGGCGGCUAAGGUCAAUAAGCUCAGUGAGACUGAAUACAAAGGAGAAUGGAAGAUUGAUUCAACUGGCUUUACUAAAGGAUUCGCAACUGCUGAUGGUCAUGUUAAGUUUGAUAACAUGGAUAGCUUCAUCAUCGAAAUCAACUUCGAUAGUGACAAGAUUCAACAUCGUAAGAUUCAUGCUGAAAUCACUACAGCACCCGCCGUCAAGACUGGCAAGAGGAUUCUUCUCACUGUCACCAGUGAUGGAAAGAAUAUUGUUACUGGAAGUACAAACUACAACAGACGUGACGAAGCAGGCACGGUGAUCGUCGAGGGCAAUGGAAACUUACAAAUCGGUGAGAAUGAACGUAGCUCCAAAUUUACUUACUCACGCAAACAAUUGACACGUGAAAAUGAUGGACAAGUGGGUACUGCUAUUCUUCUUAACGCCAAUUUCGGACCCUCGGCUGUGGUGGGUGAGCUCAAGCUGUCCGACAAGGAAAUUCUUGUGUUCAACAGCUACUGCGAGCAGAGCAAAGACUGCGCACACUUUAAAUUACAAUCUACGAUGGACACUGAUCAAAAAACACGUUUAGAUCACCAAAUAACCGUGGAAGUUGACCUUAAGAAAUUCAAAGUACCAGUUGAGUUUGGCUUGAAGACAACCACCAAAUACUUUGCUGAAAAAAUGACUUUUGACCACACAGCCAACCUUUAUCUUCACACUUCCAAAGACAAGACCCAAUACUCGUCACAAAUUUACUCUCACCCCAAAGAAUCGGCGAUAAUAUUGACUCUUCCAAGCCGCGAGUUAGCUUUGAUUGCUACUAUUGAUGUUCCCAAGUCUAAAACGCCUAUGGGUCCAUACAAAAUUGAUAUCUCAGCGUAUCUAGACCGUAAGAAUCACCCAAAUGACAAGACUAGCUUCGUAGCCAACGGUGAUAUUAAUGUUGAGAAGAAUUCUGCUACUAUUGCUGGUGACGCUAAAUUUAUUUACCCAUCUCAACCUAAGGAAAUGAUGGUGAAAGGAAAACUCCAUUACGGAGGCGAACAUUUGCUAGACGCAAAUGUAGACAUCGACGUCUUCGCGAAGAAAGCUCAAAAAAUAACAAUAGUAACUCAUUUAGUCAAACACGAAAUCCCGAAAGGCUACAACAUAACUGGAGAGUUUGAAUUUGGAAGCCGUGGUCAGCAGCUGAAGGUAGACCUUAAGCAACACUUUGCCUUCUCCACCACUGAAUUAGGCUUCGGUUCCUUCCUGGCAUACACUGACAUCAACCAAAAGCCGCGUAACAUCGGAACUCUCUUCUCGAUGAACCUCCACGAAGCCCACUUCCUGAUCCAGGGCCCAGGGAAAGAGCUCCUGAAGACUGACACGAUCAUGGAAUUCUCCAAGAAUCUCCAAAAAAUUGAGACCGAGUUCUCUCUGCUCAGCAACCCUCCCGUAGUUGUUAGCUUCGAGGCCCACGACUUCAAUAGCUUCAAGUACCAGAGCUACCAGAAAGACAAGCCAGACACCAAAUUGUCGAUAAAUGGACGCCUGGUCCUUGGACAAGUAGCAGAGUACCAUGCAGACUUCUACAAGAACGGCGAAAAAAAGAAUUUAUUCAGCAUCGGGGUCUUCUUGGAUGACAGCAGGUUCCUUAAGCCAACCUUCAACUACCAGAAAGACAACGUAGCGAUGACAGUAGAUUUCUACCGAGAGUUGUCGGUGAAACGCGUCGAGCAAUUAAAGGAAGUCUUCAUAGCACUGAUCGACGAAGCCAAUAUAGAAUUCCGUGAUCUGUUCGAGCACUUGAAGAAAGCACAACCAAACUGGAAGCCCGUGCUAGACUACUACCAAGGAGAGCUCGAUAAACUCAAGCAGGAGUUGAAUGCUGACACCACUGUCAAAGAGAUUCAAGCGACUUUGAACAAAGUUUUUGGUGGCCUAAUUAACGCCGUCACUCAAGUAGUUACUCAAUUCAUGAAGCGCGCUACAGAGUUGAGCAAACAGGUCCACGAAAUCGCAGAUAAAAUAAAUGACGCUUUGAAAGCUAUCUACCCGCGAAUCAAGAAGUCUUUCGACCAAGUUUUGCACGCAGGUAUAGAGAUAACAGACGCCGCUUCUAAGCUAGCUGCUACUUACAUCAAGGCCAUUUUUGACAUCAUUAACCAACAUCAGAAAGAAAUCAAAGACAUCAUUGGUAUGGUUAGCGAAUUAGUGCAUGAUAUUGUUAAAAUUGCAAUGAAGGGAUACGGACAAAUCGAAAAUGAGGUCAAGAGUUUUAUUAAACUGACGACACAGCAGAUCCAAGCGCUGCCGGUCUACGAAAUGUUGAAGGAGAAGUACCAGGAGUUGAUGAGUUUCAAGGUACCUGAUGCGAUUUUGAUGCCCAUUGAAGAAGCGUUCACCCAGAUCAAACGAUUGUUGCCCACUGAAGAGCUCAAACAGUUCUUCACUGUUCUUUAUAACUACAUUAUGAAGCAUGUUAAGCACCAGAAAGUCGACGAUGGAACUGAAAUCAAGAAUAUCUAUGGACAUGCCGUAGAAGCUACUUACUCGAUCAUAACUCUAUUGAAAAAUCGUGGAAAUGCCGAUCACUUCUACGAAAUCUUCGAUGUUAGACUACCAAGUCAUCUAGGUUACGUUAAAGACCUGCCCGGUGUACCGAUCUUGAGGGUGUCAGUCCUCAAUUUGAUUCGUAAUCAUGAAUUGCCAAGCAUUUAUGACAUUUACCACGCGUACCGUCCGACCUUCUAUCCCAGUGACAUUAUACCGCCGUUUAGUAAGACCGGUAUUGUCGUUGAGGGUGGUCACUUCUUUACUUUUGAUGGUAGUCAUCUUACCUUGGCUGGUACUUGCGACUACGUUUUGGCCCAGGAUGUUCACGAUGGAAACUUUUCGGUUGUUGGUACUUUCAACAGUGGUAAACUUGUCAGUGUUACUGUUACUGCUCCGGGUGAAAGUAUUACGCUCAAGAAUAACGGCAAUAUUUUGGUUGAUAAUAAACCAGCAGAAUACCCAGCGAGUACCAAGAACUUACAUGCAUUCCUUACGCUUCCAAUUGUUAACGUUAAAUCAGAUUACGGUGUUCAUGUCGCAUGUAGCCAGAAGGCACCAAUGAUUUGCAGCGUACGAGUAUCUGGAUUCUACCAUGGUAAAUUGCGUGGUAUAUUUGGUGACGCUGAUAACGAACCUUAUGAUGAUUUCACUCUACCUUCCGGCCACAUAACGAAGAAGGAGGAUGAGUUCGGUAACGCAUACAGAUUAAAUGCCGGGUGUGCAGCAGCACCAGCAGUAGACCACCACCACCAUCAAAGAAACCCCAAAUGUACAGAAUACUUUGCUGGGUCAUCCUCAAUGAGUUCUUGCUUUAAUUACGUAAAUCCGGGUAUUUAUCGGCAGGCGUGUGACCACGCAAUGAGCGCAGAAACACCACGUGCGGCUUGUUUAAUAUCCGCUGCUUACUACGCUGCUUGUCGUAAAGAACGAGUUUUCAUAUCGAUACCCGCCGACUGUGCUAGCUGCAAAGUUGGCAAAGAUGAGAUACCCAUUGGCAUUACUCACAGCGUUAAAAUACCCAAGAAGGAGGCAGACAUCGUUAUUGUUGUCGAACAGGACUCCAAAAAUGAAAAAGUUUACCACGAACUUAUUGUGCCGAUGAUUACAGACUUGAAAGCUGAAUUGACACAACAUGGAAUCACGGAUGUUCAUGUUGGACUGAUCGGAUACGGCGAGCACAUGAAGUGGCCUCAGCACUACACUACCGGUGGUAGCGUUAAUAUCGAUGGUGAUGUCAAGAAUAUAAACUUUAGCCCAAGUACACCGCUAAUAAGUCUGGAAGAGGCUAAAGAGGGUGAUGCAAAAACACGUCUCAAGUACGCUAAGCAGCGACUUGACAUUGAAUUGGGUACUUUUAAACUCACUGGUGCUUAUGAGGAAGCUAUUCAUUAUCCAUUCCGUGCGGGUGCCGUCAAGGUUGUCGUUGGUGUAAUCGCUUCUCCUUGUGAAAAGAGUCCGCUUCCUCUUUCGCUCCAACACUUGCGAUUAUUGAUGGGAGAAAAGAUUUACCGUGACUUAGGUCUAACUUAUUAUCACGUCGGCUUCCUCAAUGACAUCCUGGUGUCCGGUAAACCACAGAAAAACGUGGUAGGAUUUGAUGCCCAGUCUGGAUACACAUUCGCUGAUAGUAAGAAGAAACCACUGGACGGAAGUAUCGAAAAGAGUAACUUGGUUGUUACUAACAACGAUGUUUGCGCUGGAUUUGCUGUUUCUGCUGGAGGUGCUGCAUUCAGUUCAAACCACUUCUUGGAUGCAAAACCAAACCAGAAGAAACAAUUUACGCAGGUGAUGGCCCGUAGAUUAGCUGAGGGUAUAGCUAACAUAGAAUUACACGAAGACUGCGUGUGCAAACAGCGUUUUGGACUUGAUGGACACAGUUACUGUAAAAUUGUAGGCCGCAAAGAUAAACACACUAAAGGCUCUAAAAAAUAA